Molecule: messenger RNA, 3516 nt
Organism: Cherax quadricarinatus
Lineage: Eukaryota; Metazoa; Arthropoda; Malacostraca; Decapoda; Parastacidae
Source: RefSeq, a predicted model, not a curated record
UAGCGUAACGUGUUUAUGCUCAUGUUCAGGCACGAACACGACUCCGUGGGUGUGAAACAGCUGACGGCGGUGAGGGACAUCAGAGCCUUCGGUCGACUGGUUAAAGGCACCACAGCCCAGGCUCAACACCAAGCCUCGCAUCUCCUCGGUCAGGUCCAGAUCAACAUCAAGGAUGUGAGUGAGCGGGGCCUCAACGGAUGGUAUCCCUUAGAGAAGAAGAGCGAGGGAGAGGUUGCUAAGGAUCGAGGAAGCUUACAUCUUGUAGGCUCUGUCUCCUCCACAGCUCAUCUUGAGAACAAAACUCGACAGUCUUAUGAUUCAUUGUUGGCUCGUCUUGUUCACCAUCAUGUGAACACAGCUACAAACAAAGAGGGGGACGAGUGGGUGUCACCUUGGAAUGGUGUACUCAGUGGCAGUGCAACUGCAGCCUUGGCUCAGUACGCCAUAAUGUUGGGCUUUAACGAUGAAACGAUCCAGUUAUCGAGGUGGUUGGUGGGCAGCCGUGUUUCCACGGUGGAUGCUGCCUGGAGCCUAUCCCAGCUUCACCGGGUGCAGGCAGCCCUGGCCAAGAGUGCUUACCAAGGCAAAGACCUCGAUGAUCUGCGGUUGUCUUUCUCAAGCUUCGUGAGAGCCAGUGCUGAACGUAUCAAAGACCUGCACGCCUCAUUUCCACCAUCGUCCGGAGUUUUGGCCAAACAUCAGCUCACCUACACAAUAAAGGCUUUGCACAGUAUGCAGAACCACAGUGAAAGCCGAGCACUGCUGGAUGAGAUGGAGCUUCCUCACCUACACGAGUUAGUCACCUCCAGCCUCGCAACUCACACCAAGACCUGGUGGAAGACAAUGGUUGAGGAACAACUUUCUGCGAAGAGGACCUCGGACGAGCAGAUCGCAGGAGUCAUCAACAUUGUUGCUGAGUCCAACACCUUCCUCACUCACGCUGCCAACUUCUACAACAGCAUCUUCUUAAAGGAGAUGAACAUCCCGUACAUGCAGACAACGUACUUAGUGGUGAGCAAGAGAGUAAACCCUUGUGUGCGACCACUAGUUCUUAACAUUUACAACCGCAUGCCACCCAUGCAGGAAGCUUGUGAUAACUCCCAGUAUGCCCUGGAAGUGGGCACGUCCCUGUGGCAGCUCUACAGAAAUCUUAGUCUCUUGCACAAGUUGGGUGAGUCACUGCCUGCUGAGGUUCGAGUAGACUCAGGUGUUCGGGAGUACCACAGAUGGUUCUCACGAGGGGUAAUGAGGUGGCUGGAACUGGCCGUCUGUCGCGCACUGGAUCUCAUCAGAAGGGCCGUUGAUCUGGACCGUUUCGAGCCUGUGGAUGCCUUUUGCAACUUCAGUUCCUCAGCAACUGAUACCAUUGAUAUAUUUCAUGGUGUGAAGGUGUGGUGGUUGAAGCUGGCGUGGCCGGACCCAGAGAACAGUGCCCUCCUGCUGGCUAAGAUGCUCGAAGAUAUCUGCUCUUGUGGGAUAACCUACUCUGACCUCCUCAGGAAUAAAGUGGACUCUAUGUACUGUAGACAAGACAAUUCCAGUCGCAUCUUCAUCACCCCGCAGAUCUGCAUAGGGCUUAACAACAUCGAACGAGUAAGAAGGGAACUCACUGGUCUUCCUAGCCACUUCGGCUUCGAUUCUCUGCUGGAGGAUAUUAAAAACACCGGGAGUGGCAAUGGAGCCGCAGCCCAACUUGAGUCCACCGUUGAGAGACUAAUCUUCAACGCAGCGGAAAAUAUGGAAACUAAAGUCAACGAAUUUAUCGAGACCGUGAUAGAAAGGAUGAGACCAACGCUGGACAAGGCAGUGAAUGAGGCUUGUGAUGUGCAGAGUGCAGCACCAUUCCUGGAGGAGAUGCUGGACCCUGCCAUGGGGCUUCUCCGUGCUCACCUUCACUCAUCUAACUUCAACAGGUUCAUGUGGCGCGUGUGGGAAACUGUUAUUGAAAUCUUCCACGAGACUGUUAAGAAAAGUACUGAGAGAAGAAGAGCACAUUACUUUGGCGGAGUACACAGUAUUCUGAAGGCAACGCUGAAGUUCUUCACACCAGAUAAUGGAAAUGGCUUAGAUGAGAAGGCAGCUGAAACUCCUGAAUACACGGAUCUCAUGGAGUUACUAGAGAGCCUCAGAAUGUCUACAGAGGCUCUUAUCUCUAAGUAUUACCAAGAACGCUAUGAAGAGCAGAUGGAAGACAUUCUGCCAUGCAAAGCUCAGCUUGUUGCAAAGAUGUUAUUCACUCGUCCUGGAAAGCUGAUUGUGGAGGUGAUCAUGGCUCGAGACAUCGUAGUGGAGAGUGACACCUGCAGCAUCAGCUCCCGCGGGGGAUCACAUGGUGCUUAUCACAACCAGUCUGUCGAUUCCUACAUCAAGGUGCAGCUGGUGCCGCAGGAGUGGUUCCCUACUGCUGGUGAGCGCAAGACGAGGACGCAGCGUAAGCAGGACCCAGCUGUCUACGAUGAAACCUUCGAGUAUGACAUGAACAGUACUGACGAUGGUGUCCGCGCUGGCUUCCUCUUGCUCACCCUCAAAGAUUACAACCUGGGUCGCUCCAACACCUUCUUAGGGGAAGCUCUCGUACCCCUGGCAGACCUUCCAUGUGUGGACUCCUCGGAAGUGUACACAGUCCAGAAUACUCGCCUCAAGAUGACCACUCCAGGCCUAGACAUAGGAUACAAAUCCCUGAGAGCAUUGCAGUUCAGGACGGCAGACAAAGUUGCUUCGACAUUCCUCAAGAAAAUUUCAAAACGACUAGUAGAUCCCAAAUCCAAAAUGAAUACAUCACUUCGACCAGACGAGGAGAAAUCGAGAUCGAAGAGUCCCACCCUAAGAGACAGACUGAAGUUUUCUUGAGGCUAAAGUGAUAUACGUUACACAGAAUACCAUGAGGUAAUAGACGCUUCCCCAGUAUAGGGAAGUUAGCAACGACUCAAGUUCGGAUCCUCAUAGUGGAAUCUGAAACCAGGGCAGAGGCAUUAAAUCACAGCAGAAGGGGAUCUGAAUGUCUUGAAGAGUAACACUGUCACUAAUGAUUGGCGUUGGUCUGCUUGAGUUACCUCACAAAAUCAAACAUUUUAUAACCCUUGGAUUUAGAUGAUAAAGUGGCUCUUAUUGAAAGUUGAGCUUCAAAAUACGGUGUAAAAUUUUUUAACACUGAUUUUUGUAUACGUAAAUCCAUUUUUUUACAAAAUGCCCAAAUUUUCUAAGCUUUCCUGUAUGUCUAUAAACAGAGGUGUGAGAAGAGAGGUGAGCAGACAGGUGUGAGCAGCAGCUCUGAAUAAGAGUGUACAAUACUCAGGCUUGUACCCUUGCGUAUAACUUAACAUUAAGAUAAUUAUCUUAUCUUCUCUAGUCUCUCAGUAUUACAAGAAAACCUGUUUAUCCAAGAACACGUUUCUCUUACCAUGAUAUAGGCAGAGAAGAUAUUUCCCGAGUGCUGUGUCAUGUUUAUAGAUUUUUUUUUGUAUAACAUACAUCAAAUAUUUUUCAUAAUGCAUCACAUUUAGAAUUUCAUUCUUG